AUGACCAAGACGGAAGAUUCAAUUGAGGCAGAAAGAAGCAAAGGAAUUUCCGCAGUCCCUUACUAUACCGUGUUACCAUCAGUUGGCAUGCUGGAAAUGAGUGAGAAAGGACAUGAACCUCUCACCAGGACGGAAGGAAACACCCUGGUCCUGGACAUGAAAAUGGCGAUAUACCGUGCGAAGGGACCUUUUAUUUGCUGCUAUAGAUCAGUAUUUCGGGAAAAUGAUGGGAAGACUGACAAUGAAGUAGGGUUUGGAAAAGUAUGCUCCAAAUUUAAUAGUACAGUUGACAUUAAAGAUGAUUUUAUAAAAGUGGAAUGCAGGCAUCCCAAUCGGACCGUGUUUUACGCUGAAUUCCACAGUUUCAUCCAUGACCACUCCAAAGUCGAAGAUCGUUGUAAAAAGCAUAAAAAUCCUGAUUACAGUGUUAUGGUUAUCGGGUUAGAUGCUCUGUCCAGAAUGAACAUGCACCGUCAGUUGACCAAAACAUACCGCUAUCUAAUCGAAAACAUGAAAGCAAUUGAGAUGUACGGUUUUAACAAAGUGGGAGAUAAUACCUUUCCGAAUCUCGUUCCUCUGCUUCUGGGCUAUGACGAAAGGGAACUGCCUGAGGUUUGCUGGAAAUCGAAUCAUGAUCCUUUGGACAAUUGUACGUUUCUAUGGAAACGAUUUGCUAGCGCAGGAUACAGAACGUUCUAUGCUGAAGACACCCCUCAUAUAUCUACUUUCAAUUAUGUCAAAACUGGAUUCCACCGUCGACCCACUGAUUAUUAUAUGCGCCCUUUCAUCCUGGCCUACGAGGAUGAACUCGGACGCAACAAACGCCUGAAUUGCCAUUUGUGUGUUGGUUCCGUGUCGGAAACUGAGGCAAUAUUGCAUUGGAACCAGCAGUUUGCAGAACACUUCAAAGACAGAGCUUAUUUUUCUUUCUCUUGGAUCAACAGCUUAACUCACGAUUUCUUAAAUAUGGGAUCAUCCGGGGAUCACAUGUACGAGGGAUUCUUUCGCACACUGCAUCAGGGAGGGUACUUGGACAGAACGAUAGUCAUAGUCAUGGGGGACCAUGGUAUGCGCUGGGGAGAGAUAAGAAAGACUUACAUUGGCAGGCUGGAAGAACGCUUGCCGAUAUUGCUCAUAGCUUUGCCAGAGAAGUUCAAGCGGGAACAUCCCACCGAAACUCGAGCACUGUUGCUCAACUCCCACAGACUCGUCACUCCGUUUGACCUCCACGCAACUCUGGUCAACAUCCUCCACCUCCAACCCGAUUGGAGCUUCUCCAAUCCGGAUAACGUGAGCGUGGAACUGUCGAAUAACUUCACAAGCCGGGCCCAGUCGUUGUUCCAGCCAGUGCCAAAAGACAGAUCGUGUGACGAUGCUUUCAUAGAAGAGCAUUGGUGCACGUGCGAGACGUCCUUACCGAUGGACAUCGACAACGAAGACGUCAAGGAAAUCGCCGAAUUUCUAGUCAUUUCUAUCAAUCGUUUGCUGUCUCCUGUUUCAAGUUCAUGUGCUAGACUCAAACUCAAGAAAAUAUCCGAUGCCCGCUUGUGGCAGCCUGCUUCGGAGCAUGAGGGACAUACUGCUGAGGACUCCGUUUACACUGUCGUAGUCCAGACAGCACCCAGUGAUGCAAUCUUUGAAGGGACGGCUAAGCUGUCCCCAGACGAAGAUCAGCCUAAGCUCCUGGGAACGAUUUCCAGGUUGAAUUUAUACGGGAAUCAAUCGUCUUGUGUUGAUGAUGCUAAAUAUAAAAAAUAUUGUUAUUGUUCAUGACACU
Molecule: messenger RNA, 1777 nt
Organism: Uloborus diversus
Lineage: Eukaryota; Metazoa; Arthropoda; Arachnida; Araneae; Uloboridae
Exons: 4
Coding region: 1-1773 (590 amino acids)
Source: RefSeq, a predicted model, not a curated record